Molecule: messenger RNA, 803 nt
Organism: Cherax quadricarinatus
Lineage: Eukaryota; Metazoa; Arthropoda; Malacostraca; Decapoda; Parastacidae
Product: cuticle protein 16.8
Source: RefSeq, a predicted model, not a curated record
CCAGCAGCAUCACGACCACCCUCAUCUGCCACGACAUCAUGAAGUACUGUGUGCUUAUCCUCCUGGGUUUGGUUGCCUUCGCUGCCGCCCGACCUGACUUCAGCUUGGAAGACAUCCACCAGGACCAGGAUAUCUCUGAGGACAACACCAUUACCGGCUCCUACAGCUGGACUUCCCCUGAAGGCGAGAAGUUUUUCGUGAAGUACAUUGCUGAUAAGGACGGCUACCGUGUUCUGGAGUCGAACGCUGUCCCCGCUACCGUCGGAGGCGUCAGGGCCGACGGUACACAGGGAUCCUUCGUGUCCUCUGAGGAAGACAGAAAGUAAACAAUAAUAUCUUACAGACGUACCAGAGGAUCAUUCUUACCAAGGAUCUGAGAUGUUGUUGAAGUGAUCAGAGACUAACAUGACUUGUGGGACUUGUGUGUGAGUGUUGGUGAGACAGUCACUCUCAGACUGUCAAGGAACCUGCCCAUCUCUAAGGCCAGGAUGUGGGUACUUCCUACUCCUUACCCUUAGGCAAGUGGGUACUUCCUGCCCUUUACCCUUAGGCAAGUGGGUACCUUCUACCCUUUACCCUUGGGAAAACGGGUAGCUCCUACCCCUUAUCUUCAUGGAACUGGGUACCUUCUACCCCUUACUUUUAGGGAAGUGGCUAGCUCCUACUCCUUACCCUUAGGGAAAUAGCUAAUUUCUACUCUUUACCCUAAGACAGGAAAGUAAUUCUAUCCCUUACCCUUAGGGAAACAGUCAUCUCCUGCUCCUCACCUUCCUCUCUCACCUCCCUCACCUCAAUUCUCUCAA